This is a messenger RNA of Pangasianodon hypophthalmus (striped catfish), 5850 nucleotides long. RefSeq names its product WD repeat domain 11 (gene wdr11). The transcript is spliced from 29 exons. Gene Ontology annotation, molecular function: protein binding. Lineage: Eukaryota; Metazoa; Chordata; Actinopteri; Siluriformes; Pangasiidae. The record is from RefSeq and is a predicted model, not a curated record. Gene Ontology annotation, cellular component: cytoplasm. The coding region runs from base 130 to 3876 and encodes 1248 amino acids.
GAACAAAACAGUGACGCACUUGACUUACUUCCUGUUUACAAGCCCUAUCUGACAACCAUUCAUUUCUGCAUCAUUUAACCAACCAAAAAUUGCGGCUACUUUCAUGUAGUAUCGACAGUCUUUACAGACAUGAUUCCGUACACUGUAAAUAUUAAACUAGCUGCACGGACACUUACCGGAACUCUCAGUUUACAGAACAAAACUGCAGUUGACUGGGGUUGGCAAGGUCUGAUUGCUCAGGGAUGCCACUCCAGCAUCCUCAUUAUCGACCCAAAGACCGCUCAGACCAUUCAGGUCCUGGAGAGACACAAAGCCAAUGUUGUCAAGGUGAAAUGGUCCAGGGAGAACUACCACCACAACCUGAGCUCACCUUACUCCCUGCGCCUGGCCUCGGCCGACGCCGGAGGCAAAAUCAUCGUGUGGGACGUGGUGAGCGGCAUGGCGCACUGUGAGAUCCAGGAGCACUCCAAACCCAUCCAGGACAUGGAUUGGCUGUGGAACCAGGAUGCGUCACAUGACCUGCUUCUGGCCGUGCACCCUCCCAACUACAUAGUGUUGUGGAACGGAGACACGGGGACCAAGCUGUGGAAGAAGAGCUAUGCUGAGAACAUCUUGUCCUUCUCUUUCGACCCGUUCGACCCCUCCAAUUUAGCCUUGCUGACCAGCGAGGGGAUCGUUUUCAUCACAGACUUCUCACCGUCCAAGCCCCCUGGCAGCAGCGGUAAGAAGGUUUACAUUGCCAGCCCACACUCCAGCCCUGCUCACAGCAAACCUGCCUCCACACAUCCCACUGGCGCUAAGAAAGCUCUCAACAAGGUCAAAGUGCUCAUCACCAACGAGAAACCCAUGGCUGAGGCAGUCACCCUGAAUGACUGUCUCCAGUUGUCCUACCUACCCUCAAAGAAGAGUCAUAUGUUGCUGCUGUACCCCAGAGAGAUCCUCAUCCUGGACCUGGAGCUCAGCCAGACGGUGGGGGUGGUGGCCAUCGAGCGUUCCGGCGUGCCCUUUAUACAGGUGAUUCCCUGCGCACAGAGGGAUGCUCUCUACUGCCUGCAUGAGAACGGCUGCAUCACACUGCGCGUGUGUCGAUCCACUGCAAUCGCAGCGGAGGAAAUAGCAGUGGCGUCUGAGACGGAGCUGGGAGUGCAGGAGCUGUCGUAUGAUCUGCGCUCUCAGUGUGACGCCAUCCGCGUGACCAAGACGGUGCGGCCGUACCGGGCGGUGAUCUGCCCCGUCAACGAGAACAGAGCCGCUCUGGUGGUGAGCGACGGGCGCAUCAUGCUCUGGGAGCUGAAAGCUCACGCUGGCAAAGCAUCAUCCAACCUCGGUUCCGGCUUGUCCCCGCUCUACUCUCCAGUAAAUUUUUGUGGGACUCCAUUGGGUCAGAACCAGAAGCGAAUCCCGGACCUCUCCCUCAACACAAUGAUCGGUCCCACUCUGAUCUCGGGUGUUGAUCCCCCUGUAUCCAUGGUGGGGCAGCAGGAGGUGCAGCUGAAGUUCCUACUGACGGGGCUUUUAUCUGGUCUGCCCCUGCCACCCUUCUCACUGCGCAUGUGUCCUCCUUUAACCACUAAAAAUAUCCAGCACUACCAGCCGCUGCUGGCCGUGGGUUCGAGUAAUGGCUCAGUGCUGGUGUAUAACCUGACGAGUGGCCUCCUGUACAAAGAGCUCAGCGUGCAUUCGUGUGAAGUCAGAGGGAUCGAGUGGGUUAGUCUGACCAGUUUCCUGUCCUUUGCCACCUCUGCUCCCAACAACAUGGGCCUUGUGAGGAAUGAGCUUCAGCAUGUGGACUUACGUACAGGCAGGUGCUUUGCAUUCCGAGGCGAGCGCGGCAAUGAUGAGCCAGCCAUCGAAAUGAUUAAAGUGUCGCAUCUAAAGCAGUAUCUGGUGGUGGUUUUCAGAGACAAACCCCUGGAACUCUGGGAUGUGCGCACGGGAACGUUGCUGCGUGAGAUGGCUAAGAACUUCCCCUCAGUUACUGCAUUGGAGUGGUCUCCCUCGCACAACCUGAAAAGUCUGAAGAAGAAACAGAUGGCAGCGCGGGAGGCCAUGGCCAGACAGACCACACUGUCGGACGCUGAGCAGAGCAGUGUCGAGUCCUCCGUCAUCAGUCUGUUGCAGGACGCAGAGAGCAAGGCAGAGACGAGUCAGGGCAUCUCAGCCCGCGAGCACUUUGUGUUCACUGACACGGACGGCCAGGUCUUCCACAUCACUGUGGAGGGCAACACUGUGAAGGAAGGAGCACGCAUCCCUCCUGAUGGGAGCAUGGGCAGCAUCGCCUGCAUCGCGUGGAAGGGAGACACGCUAGUACUGGGAGAUGUGGAUGGAAACCUGAAUUUCUGGGAUCUGAAGGCCCGUCUGUCCCGGGGAAUUCCCACACACCGAGGAUGGGUAAAGAAGAUCCGUUUCGCUCCUGGAAAAGGCAAUCAAAAGCUACUGGUGAUGUACACUGACGGAGCUGAGGUGUGGGACACCAAAGAGGUGCAGAUGGUGAGCAGUAUCAGAGUGGGCCGGAACGUGAGUUACCGUAUUCUGGACAUCGAUUGGUGCACAUCAGAUAAGGUGGUUCUGGCCUCAGAUGACGGCUGCGUCCGCGUGCUGGAGAUGGCCAUGAAAUCUGCCAGCUAUAGAAUGGAUGAGCAAGACCUAACAGAUCCAGUGUGGUGUCCGUACCUGCUCCUCCCGCGUGCUGCUCUCACCCUGAAGGCCUUCCUCCUGCUGCAGCCCUGGUCUGCAACCUUCACCAUGGACAUCACCCAAGUGGACUACCAAGAGAAGGACGAAAUCAAAGGCUUGGUGCAAGAACAGCUGAACUCCUUGUCCAAUGACAUCAAAAGCGUACUCCAGGACCCAGAGCUCAAUCUGCUUCAACGCUGCCUCCUAGUGUCCCGGCUGUUUGGUGAUGAGUCAGACCUGCAGUUUUGGAAUGUGGCGGCGCAUUACAUCAAGUCUUUUGCCCAGGCACGGCAGCUGAGUGUGCCCACUCCUGAUGGGCAGACGCAGCCAGAGUGCUCCCAGAGUACCACUCAGUGCCAUCUGGACAUCUGCCACGAUAUUCUAUGUGAAAGCUCCUUCUUUCAGAGAUUCCAGUUAGAAAGGGUUCACCUGCAGGAGGCGAAGAGGUCCAGCUAUGAACACACCAAAAAAUGCGCAGACCAACUGCUUCUCCUGGGACAGACGGACCGAGCGGUGCAGCUGCUGCUAGAGACGAGUGCCGAGAACCCGAGCUACUACUGCGACUCGCUUAAAGCCUGCCUUGUGACAACUAUUCCCUCCUCUGGACCUUCUCAGAGCACCAUUAAACUAGUAGCCACCAAUAUGAUCGCCAGCGGAAAGCUAGCAGAGGGCGUGCAGUUGCUGUGUUUGAUUGACAAGGCAGCAGACGCCUGUCGUUAUCUGCAGACGUACGGCGAGUGGAACCGCGCCGCCUGGCUGGCAAAGGUGCGUCUGAACCCGACUGAAGCCUCGGAUGUGCUGAAGCGCUGGGCUGAGUACCUCUGCUCUCCUCAGGUCAAUCAGAAGUCCAAAGCUAUCCUGGUGCUCCUCUCACUGGGCUGCUUCCAGAAAGUGGGCGAGAUGCUCCACAGUAUGAGGUACUUUGACCGGGCGGCGCUCUUCAUUGAAGCCUGUCUGAAAUACGGAGUGAUGGAGGCCAACGACACCACUAAUAAGCUAAUAGGAGCAGCGUUCUCCGCCUACGCCGGGCUGCUUCGCUCAGUGGGACUGAGAGAGGGAGCAGCGCUGUGGGCCUCGAAGGCUGGAGGAGCAGGAGAGGAGCUCCUGGAGGAGUUGUUCCAGAACGAAGGAUCCGGAUCAGAGCUCACACCUGGGGAGGAGGAGAAGAAGAGCAGCCUGGGCGUCACUGAAUCACUCUAGAGGAGGAGAGAGAAAAAGAACAGGAUUGCAGGUUUAGUGGGGAACUUGAAUAAAUGUGUUUAUUUUCUAUUCGUUGGUGCGAGCUGCUUUGAGAAGAAAAAAAAAAAAUCAUAGAAAGAUAUUGCAUAAGGUGUGAUUGUGUAAAUUGUGUGUGUGUGUUUGUGUGUGUGUGAGAACGCUAUCGUACACACGUAUAAUAAAAGCAUGCACUGCGUCAUACUCUGGGUUUGUUUACCCUCUUUGCCCACUACCUUGUUUCUUCCUCUCUCACACACACACACACACACGUAUACUGAGACAGUGUAAACAUUUGAGACAUUUAAAAAAAAAAAAAAAAAAAAAAAAAAAAAAAGGCUUCAUCAUAAACAGUAACCAAAUGCAAUGUGCUGUUUCAGACAUUCCAAAUACGUCUUUUUUUUCUUUUUUUUUUGCACUUUUUAUUUUGACCAAACAAUUCACGUGAAGUGGAACUCUGGGUUAUAAAUGAAGUAUUCAUUAUGUAUGAAAUAAAACAUGAGUGGAGUGUUUUUAUUCCUCUUAUACCACAGUGAUUUGCCAACGAUCGCGAUUUCUACUUCAAACAACACGUCAAACUUUUUACCCGUUUAUAGGUACAUUUAAUGUCAUGGAACAUCCGCGACACAACAAGUUAGUUCCUGUUAUCACUUACUUUAUAGCAGGUAUAUAACAGUCACUCCCUCGGCAGCCCUUUUUUUCUCUCUGGAAGUUAAUAAGGCAAGAAAACACGGCUGAAAACGUGCAAAGCACUCACGACCGAGGCUCCUUCCCUAAAUUGAUAAAUAAACACUCAACAAAAAUCUACUCCAUUGCAACGAUUAUACAUUUUUUCAUAUCUUUGUUAAAUAACAGCCGGUUUUCUUAAUUCAUUUAUGUGGACUAUGUGGAGCGUGCGCCGUACAAAUCCCUGUGAAUGAGCUGUUACUAUAGAAACGAUAUUAUAACAUAUUAGAAUGAGGGCAUUGAUAUAAAUCUAUCGUUUGUAUGUAUCAUUACAGCCUGAACUACUGCCAGAGCCGUGUUAUUAUAGGAAAUUAAUCAACACCUUCCUGUUUCGGGAAUUCAACCACGCUGUGGUAUAUAAGAUGAUAUCGAAGUGAGAGAAUGAAGUGUAGAAAGAAUAUUUAAGAAUAUGUCUGAGGAAUAAACAUUCUUUUUUUUUUUAAUUUUCAUAUGUAAGGAGAGAUGUAUGGAUUAAAUGUAUGGAUUACAUAAAGAAAGAUUUAACUAACCUUUUAGAAUCAGCUCCAGAAUGAGGUACUGUAUAUACAAAGAGAGUGACUAGCUAUUAAAAAAAUGAAUAAAUAAAACGGACAGAAGAUUUGAAAAGUUAGGAAACUGUAAAUCUUGCCAGUAAAAGGCCCAGUAUUUAAUCCAGCAUGAACAUAGCUACAUUGUGUUUUGGGUUUUUUUUUUUUCUUCUUUAAAUCAGAGCAUAGUUAUGUUUUGGGCAACAUUAGUGCUGUAGUUUUAUCUGUGUGUGUGGUGUGAUGUGUGUGUUUCUGCAAUCAGAGAGAAAUGUACAGUAGUGUAAUUUCUCAGCCCUAUGUGUGAAACUCAAACCAUGCCAUUUUCUUUUUUUUUUUUCAUUAUUAUUAUUAUUAUUAUUCAUGCCAGGUAAAAUGUUUUGACAGAUUGUUCAUGAGUAGGAUGACGGUUUCAAUGAACUUUCGACAUUGUUCUGUGAAUAAACAUAUCCCUGUGCUGUUCUUCACCCAGUUCUUUGUAGGAAACUUCUGUGGUCCAGAAACAUUGUUGUUCAUUCCUGGCUUCCUUUUUAAGCAAGUAUUGACUCUGAAUAUCGUAAUGAUUGAUGUGGAAUAAUUCUGAAAUUGUCUACAUGGUGAUGUUUCCUAGUAAACAGCGGCACAGUGAAUUAGUGCAUGCAUUUGCUUCGUGAUUAUCAGAUGAAUAAAUAUGUAUAUAGGAAAAGCAAUAAACGUCCAUGGAAUGUUA